AUGACGACUAUGCGUAAAUUUACUCGGUUCCUGCAAAGGACGAGUUUUCUCAAUAAAAAUUAUUACAUGCAUGAAAGUGGGCUUGUGAGGUCGUUUCGCACGAUGGUGCAACAGCCGAAGUUGAUGAAUUUAACAAAAGCUGUCAUAGUUGGUACAUCCAUCGGUACUGUCAUAGGUGGUAUUUAUGCUUAUUACAACAUCCAGAAAAAUAAGAAAAACAUCAAUUUGGAAGGAACAGAGCGAGAAAUGAUGCUGUUGAAGUAUAUGCCGCCUAUCAAAACAUCUAGAGAAAUUGUAUCGGCAACACACAUCCCUGGGUUGAAAUUUACAUUAUUUCAAUACCAAACAUGCCCCUUUUGCUCUAAGGUCAGAACUUUCUUGGAUUACUAUGGAUUAUCUUAUGAUAUUGUAGAAGUUAAUCCAGUAUUUCGUAAAGAAAUUAGGUGGUCUUCUUAUAAAAAGGUUCCAAUUCUUUUGACUAAAGAGAAGGAUGACUAUCGAGCUUUGAAUGAUAGUUCUAUGAUAAUAUCACUUGUUGCAUCUCAUUUACAAGAUAGAUCUCAUACAAUUGAAGAUCUGACUAAAUUUUAUCCAAGCAUAGGGAUGUAUGAUGAAGAAGGCAACUUCAAAUUUGAGAUUAUAAAUAAGUAUUUUCUUAUGUUUAAUGACCAGACUCCAAAUAAAAUAGUAAUAAAGAAAACAACCGAAGAACGGAGGUGGAGGAAAUGGGCAGAUGAUGUUUUUGUACAUGUACUUUCACCAAAUGUAUACAGGACACUCAAUGAAUCCUACAAAACUUUUAGAUGGUUUUCAGUUUUCGGAAAUUGGGAGGAAUACUUUCCAACUUGGGAACGAAUACUGGUAGUGAACGUCGGUGCAAUAGCAAUGUGGAUAAUCGGAAAAAGACUUAAGAAAAGACAUCGUCUUAAAGACGACGUACGACAGUCACUGUACGACGAAGCGAACUAUUGGUUGCAAAAUAUCAACAAAAAGGGCACCACGUUUAUGGGCGGUCAUAAGCCUGAUCUAUCCGAUUUGGCGGUGUAUGGUAUCUUGAAAAGCAUCGAAGGCUGUGACGCUUUUGAAGACUUAUUAGCAAACACGAAAAUCGGUAACUGGUAUUAUGCUGUAAAAGAACAAGUUGAUACGCAUGCUGGAAGUGCGGAAUUACGCAGAUAAUGCCGUUUGUCGUGCUGUGUAUAGAGUUACUUAUUUACAUAAUAAACUAUAAGCACCGAUACGCUUGCUAGAAUUUAUAAUGUGUAUCGUGUGUCACGUACUUAAACCGCGCAAGGUAGCUGACGGAACAUGAGUCUGAAGCCCUUAUUUUGAGCGUCC
Molecule: messenger RNA, 1338 nt
Organism: Harpegnathos saltator (Jerdon's jumping ant)
Lineage: Eukaryota; Metazoa; Arthropoda; Insecta; Hymenoptera; Formicidae
Gene: Su(P)
Product: prostaglandin E synthase Su(P)
Exons: 5
Coding region: 1-1179 (392 amino acids)
Cellular component (GO): mitochondrion
Molecular function (GO): prostaglandin-E synthase activity
Source: RefSeq, a predicted model, not a curated record